AUGGCUCCAAGAGUCAAAACAAUCGGGCUUGCCGAUCCGCGUGUCGACAAAUGCUCCGAUCGUGGUAACCACUACUACGACGAUGAUCAUCCUAUUGAAAGACCGAACACCGACAUUGUACCCCAAGAUAGUGGUCCAGACAUAUUCGACAUUAUUCGUGAAGAACUUGAAACCCAGGAAGUCGAAAAAGGAAAAGGCUUCUUUAUUCCGCGAAGCUCGCUCCAAGAGAUAUUCACUCCCGGGCGUCUCCUCGCAGCCAUACAACAACUGUGGAAGGAUGUCCCAGAAGAAGAUCACCAGCGACUUUGUAUCCGUGUUCUCCACGAAUCUCAUGACGGCAAUAACAAAGAAGUGACCUUCGCCCUCAAGAGGCUACACGCGUCCGAUAAAGAGGCUUUCGACAAGGAAUUGGCAUCCCUAAUCACCGUCAAGACCCAGAAAAGCACGCACCUCAUCAAGCUGCUCACCACAUUUUCCGUCGUUGAAGAAGAUGGCGGAAGUGAAGUGUUCUACCUGCUCUUCCCCUGGGCAGAGGGGAACCUGUGGAAAUACUGGAAAGUUCACCAGCCCAGUAACCAACAGGAACGCCUAACCUCCGCUCUGUGGAUGGCUCAACAAUGCCACCAACUCGCUCGUGCUCUGCUGUGCGUCCACAAUGAGAGAGAACAAACGCUGAAAUUGUACGAAUUUCCGGCCGGAAAAGACGAGCUAUACGGACGUCACGGCGAUAUCAAAGCUGAAAAUGUUCUUUAUUUUGAAGCUGACGGCAUGCUUGUACUUUCUGACUUUGGGCUUGGUCGCCUUCACACCAAAUAUUCUCGGUCCAAUGCUGACCCCAAAGCUCUCGAGAAAUCAGCAACCUAUCGAGCGCCCGAGUUCGACCUCGCUAGAGGUCGUAUAUCUCGAGCGUCCGAUGUCUUUUCGUUAGGGUGCAUGUUCCUCGAGUUCGUUACAUGGCAAAUUAUGGGAUAUGACGCUGUAUACAACGAGUUUCCCAAUCACCGCAUGGAAGAGGACAUCACAUAUGGUUUCGAAUCGGAUAUUUUCUUCAAGAUUGAGGGCGAAACCGCUAUCAUCAAGCCCAAGGUGCACGAGUGGAUGGUGCAGCUCAAGCAACACGAGAACGCAUCCGAGUACACUAAGCAGUUUCUCGAAGUCAUUGAGGAGAUGCUCAGCCCAUAUCCGAAGGAUCGAAUCAAUGUUGUGAAGCUCGAAAGAAAGCUUGAUCUUAUCAGAAAAACGUGUGAGAACGAUAUAAGCUACUAUGGCGCUCUACAUUCGUGA
This is a messenger RNA of Neurospora tetrasperma FGSC 2508, 1284 nucleotides long. RefSeq lists its product as uncharacterized. The record is from RefSeq and is a predicted model, not a curated record. The transcript has 3 exons. Gene Ontology annotation, molecular function: ATP binding; protein serine/threonine kinase activity. Gene Ontology annotation, biological process: peptidyl-serine phosphorylation; peptidyl-threonine phosphorylation. Bases 1 to 1284 code for a protein of 427 amino acids. Lineage: Eukaryota; Fungi; Ascomycota; Sordariomycetes; Sordariales; Sordariaceae.